AUUGUUGACGUUUUGAUUGUUGAAUGCGAUUGUUGAUUUGGGGACUUGCUUGGUUAGGUUAAUAUUUUGUAUUUUUUUAACUCUAAUAAUUGUUACAGUAAAUAAAUAAAAUGUCAGCAGCAGAAAAAAGACAUACAAGUGUAGAUACUAAUGAAGAUACAGACGACGGGGAUGGCUGGAUUGGACCAAUGCCCUCUGAGGCGGCAAAACCCAAACCGAAGAGACGAAAAGUGCUGGAGUUUGAAUCUCUGUAUAUCGAGAACCUUCCUAACUCCGAGACCUACGAGCGAAGUUACAUGCAUCGGGACGUGGUAACACAUAUUAUUGUCACAAAAACUGACUUCGUUAUCACUGCUAGCCAAGAUGGGCAUUUAAAGUUUUGGAAAAAACAGGAAGAGGGUAUAGAAUUCGUGAAACAUUUCCGAUGUCACCUGGCACCAGUGUGCCAUAUGUCAGCCAAUAGCACCGGCACUCUACUUUGCACGGCUUCUCCGGAGAAGACUCUCAAAGUAUUCGAUGUAGUAAAUUUUGAUAUGAUCAAUAUGAUUACUAUAGACUUUGAGCCCUACUGCACAGAAUGGGUUCACUCAGCAGGGGACCCAAUAUCAGCACUGGCAGUGUCAGAAAAAGGCAGCAACAGGAUACACAUAUUUGACGGAACCCAAGCCUCAGGAGCCCCCUUACACACCUUUGAGACCCUUCACCAGAGUACCGUGGCCACGAUCAAAUACAACUCAGUAUUUGAAACAGCCGUCUCGGUAGACAAAGCAGGCAUAGUCGAAUACUGGACCGGACCAAGACACGAAUUCAAGUUCCCCAAAAACGUGAAUUUUGAGUCAAAAUUAGACACAGAUUUGUUUGAUUUUGUAAAGAAUAAAACUUAUCCCACUGCACUUGCGUUUUCACCUGACGGAAAGAAAAUGGCGUCAAUAAGUUUGGAUAGAAAGGUGCGCGUGUUCCACUUCCUGCAAGGCAAGCUGCACAAGGUGCUGGACGAGAGCCUGCAGCGCUUCCAGGAGCUGCAGCACCAGAGCCAGCAGCUGCCCAACAUGGAGUUUGGUCGGAGAAUGGCAGCCGAGCGCGACUUAGAGAAGUCGGACUCAGUCCACCUAGCCAACAUAUUAUUCGACGCGAGUGGACACUUCGUGAUCUACGCCACCAUGCUCGGAGUGAAGGUGGUGAACCUCGUCAGCAACCGCUGCGUGGCCAUGCUGGGCAAGCCGGAGAACUUGCGGCCGCUACACCUGGCCCUGUUCCAGGGUCGAACAAACCAGUCAAAAGUGGCAACCACCCUCGAGAUGGAAGGCUCAGAGAACCCCACACUUCUUAACGUGAAGACAGAUCCGACUUUAUUCUGUACGGCCUACAAGAAGAGUCGCUUCUACAUGUUCUCACGGCGCAGCCCUGAUGACGUCAGAAGCCCUGAUGCUGACCGAGACAUCUUCAACGAGAAGCCUUCUAAGGAGGACAUUAUCUCUGCUACUGAAGGACAAGGUGUACAAAGGAUAUACGAGCAGGCGAUCCUUCACACGUCGCUAGGCGACAUCCACGUGCGGAUAUUCGGCAAGGACGUGCCUAAAACGGCCGAGAACUUCUGCGUGCACGCUCGCAAUGGAUACUACAACGGACACAUCUUCCACCGAGUCAUCAAGGGCUUCAUGGUGCAGACGGGGGACCCUACCGGUACUGGCACGGGCGGCGAGAGCAUCUGGGGCGGCGAAUUUGCUGACGAAUUCCGGCCGCAACUGAAGCACGACCGGCCAUACACCGUCAGCAUGGCCAACGCCGGGCCCGACUCCAACGGCAGCCAGUUCUUCAUUACUCUGGCGCCCACCCCAUGGCUGGACAACAAACACACGGUGUUCGGGCGUGUAGUACGCGGCAUGGAGGUGGUGCAAGCUCUGGGUGCCGCCAAGACCAACCCCAAGACCGACAAGCCCUACGACGACAUACGCAUCCUGUCCGUCACCGUCAAGUGAGACACCGACAUGUCACGAUCGUGCUGUUGGCGCCUGCGACCGAGCUCACACAACCGUGACGUUGCCCUAUCACCGAUACAAUACGCCCGUGCGGUCACAGUCUCAUGAGCGAACACCACCAAGGCUACCAAUAUCACAAGACUGAGCCGCUGCCGUCGACGUCAGGUUAGCUGGCUGACCGCCGGUGUGGUCAUGGUCACGUGAGCGGGCGCUUCCGACCGACAUGACACGCUCGUGCCGUCACGUGAGCUGGGACCACGGCACUGCCGCGCUAAGGUAUUACGUGAAAUUAUCCGUUUAGAAAUGAUUGUGUAUGUGAAAUUUAAAAUUAAUCAAUUCCCACAGUUCAAACAACAUAUCGUCGCUGUCAGUUCAAAAGGAUGUAUAAAUACUAGUAGAUUUUCAGGAGACACAAAAAACUGUUUAAUUUUCACAUUUGGAUUUGACAUACGUCCUUUUGAACUGACAGCAACGAUAUUUUAAACUUUAAGCCUUGGUUACUUAUUAAAAAAACACAUGAUGAAAUUUAAAACAUACGUGAAUCAAAAAUAUCUCCAAAUUGUUGUUGGAAAUAUUGGAAACACAAACUUUGCGCUCUUAGCAUUUUUACAUUCCUUGACAUUUACAUAGACCAUUAAAUUUUAAGAAGCAUCGCAAGAAUAGUCACUGUUUCCACCAGCCUUAUUUGCAACAUGAAUAUUAAUUA
This is a messenger RNA of Ostrinia nubilalis (European corn borer), 2685 nucleotides long. Its product is annotated as peptidylprolyl isomerase domain and WD repeat-containing protein 1. The coding region runs from base 111 to 1979 and encodes 622 amino acids. The transcript is spliced from 11 exons. Gene Ontology annotation, biological process: protein peptidyl-prolyl isomerization. Gene Ontology annotation, molecular function: protein binding; peptidyl-prolyl cis-trans isomerase activity. NCBI's taxonomy places the organism in Eukaryota, Metazoa, Arthropoda, Insecta, Lepidoptera, Crambidae. The record is from RefSeq and is a predicted model, not a curated record.